GCACCGCGCCGAGGGGCGGGGCCGGGCCGCGGAGGGUGCGCGUGGCGGGCGGCGCGCCCCGCGCGACUCCAGCCCCCGGCGGCGCCCGCCGCAGCGCGCGGGGGUGCGGGCCCGGGAGCCCCACCCCGGGGGGAGCCCGGCUGCGGGACACGCCCCAGCGCGAGGCGUGACGGGCCCGACCUCCCCCCGGGUCCGCAGCCACGUUCCGGGGCCCCGGCCCUGCGCGCACUGCCCGGGGCCGGCCCCGCCCGGAGCGCUGCGUGGCGCAGUUCCUAAGUACGUGCUCCGGCCCCGAACCCACUCCCCAGCCCAGGCGCCCGGCGCGGCCGAGGGCUCCGCAUCGCCCCGCGGGGGCUGCGCUGGAUGUCCCGGGCAGCGCCGAGAGCGAGCCCCGCCGUGCGGGUUCCGGGGCCGCGCCGUGUCCUGCCCCGCGCCCUGAAUACCCGCUCCGCUUCUGCAGGCGGUGGCGCUGGCGGGCGUGGCGGCAGCUGAGGGGCCCCGAACCCUGGAUACCCGCCGGGUUAUGCAGGCAGCGGGCGGGCGCCGCCGCGCCGUGCGCGGGCGGGGCGGGCUGCGGCAGCGGGCGGGCCGGGUGCGGCGGCGGCGGCGGCACCACCAUGUCGGAGGCGGCGGUGGCGGACACCCGGCGCCUCAACGCCAAGCCGCAGGACCUCACGGACGCUUACGGGCCGCCCAGCAACUUCCUCGAGAUCGACAUCUUCAACCCGCAGACCGUGGGCAUGGGCCGCGCCAGAUACACGAGCUACGAGCUGCGAAUGCGGACAAACCUCCCGAUCUUCAAAUUGAAAGAGUCGUGCGUGAGGAGACGAUACAGCGACUUUGAAUGGCUGAAGAAUGAGCUGGAACGAGACAGUAAGAUUGUAGUGCCACCUCUGCCUGGAAAAGCUUUGAAACGACAGCUUCCCUUCCGAGGAGAUGAAGGCAUCUUUGAGGAGUCCUUCAUUGAGGAGCGGAGACAGGGACUAGAACAGUUUAUUAACAAAAUUGCUGGACACCCCCUGGCACAGAACGAGCGCUGCUUACAUAUGUUCCUGCAAGAGGAGACUAUUGAUAGGAAUUACGUCCCAGGGAAAGUGCGCCAGUAGGAGCACCUGGCACCGUCUUCCUCCAUUCCACCCUCCUUCCUGCAAAAAUGACAUUUAUUUUUACACUAAAUCUGUCUUCUCUGAACCAGCUUUUCCUCUCUUGAACCUCCCAGUUUGUUCAGUAUUUUCCUCUUUUGUAACUGGCAGCAGCUUGUUCUACUGGGCUGUGGUCUUGGCCUAAAGUAUGAAGAUUUAUGCAAGUGAGUGUGUUGUCCCGUGCCUAGGGGCAGGUGUGAAUAGGUGUGGAGCAGGAACUUGCUUAUGGCGUUACAGUGUAGGAGCUGCCUCUCUCCCUGUACAAGAAGGUAUGAGAUGCCAUUCACUCCCCCCUGUCUGUGCAGCCCCCAAGCAUCUCUGCAGGAGACUCUGAAGAACAGCAGUUGUCCUGUUGGUCAGUGAUCACCUCCGGUGUUAGAGUUUUAGUAACUAUCCAGAACAGCAAGUAGGUGCCUGGGUGUGUUGGUCUCUCAUCCACCCCUCUCACCCUGCAUGAAACCCCCUUUCUUCACUGUCUGGAAGUGCUGAGACCCUCCUGGGCAAGGACCUCCUUCUAACCCUGCUCUCAGCCUCCUGCGUUACAGACCCGUGUGGUGUAUCUGUGUUAAUCUCCCUCCUUCCUAACGUGCUGCUAGCAGCUCAAGGGGUUUCCAUGAUGUGUGCUCUCUGUGGGCACUUUGGUGUGUGGUAGCUGGGAUGCCCUGUCGCAGGGUGCUCCGCUGAGCCGGGGUGUCCGUACCCCGCACCCCGGCAGCAGAGGGGAGCAGACAGGGCUGGCCGAGGGGCUGGUGGGGCUGUUGUGUGGUGGCUGCCGCGGGAGGAGCCCAGCGGUGGGGCCUGGGCUGAGGUCACCUCCAGAAAGGGAUGGCAGAAAAUGGUCAGUCCUGGACUAGCAUUUGAUUGUGGAGCAGAAGAAGUUACGAGGCUUUGUGCGUGUUCUCCCCUGUUCUGCAGGGAGCCAGGCAGUGGCUGAUGUGGAAGUGAGGACACGGGACUGGUCAGGAAAGGUUUCAGAGCUUGAGGGGGACCGCGAGGCUGUGACUUGCUGCAGCAGAACUGUCUUUUGAAGGCUCCUCCAGCUGUGACAAGCGGGGUUGGGCCUCAGCUUGGGGGCUGCUCAGGUCAAGGCUGGCUGGUUUAUAAGCGCUUGGUCACUUUGUGGUGGCUCUUUGCGGUGGCACAGUUGAGCCCUUCUCGGAGCACAGCCCUGCAGUGGCUGCUCUGCAUCCCUGCCACGCACCCCCCGAGGCCUCCUGCACGUCCUGGGUUUUCCGGUGAGGAACUGGCACUGCUGGGUGAGGGGUGGCUCUCGGGGAGGAGAAGUAGCUGAUAGCAGGAGGGAGCUGCCCUGGGGGCCCAGAGGGGCAGUGGGUGCCAGUGGAGGCGGCCACCCGUGCCUGCAGUGGGGCUCAGCUCCGGCCCCCUCCUCCUGCCCCGCCUGUCCCGCCCGCCCGGCUGUCUCCAUCCCGUCCAGUGUAACGUUCAGUUAGCAUUAAACCACUGUGAAGCCA
Molecule: messenger RNA, 2614 nt
Organism: Strigops habroptila (Kakapo)
Lineage: Eukaryota; Metazoa; Chordata; Aves; Psittaciformes; Psittacidae
Gene: SNX12
Product: sorting nexin 12
Exons: 4
Coding region: 618-1106 (162 amino acids)
Biological process (GO): late endosome to Golgi transport; endocytic recycling
Cellular component (GO): retromer complex; early endosome membrane
Molecular function (GO): phosphatidylinositol-3-phosphate binding
Source: RefSeq, a predicted model, not a curated record